UUAAAUAACUUUUGUAGGUUAUUAGUUAUUCAAGCCAUACCUUUAUUGAGGAGAAAUAUUAGUAAAUAGAUUUACAUAGCCAAACUGUAAUAAAAUGUAGAAAUUGUUUGUUAUUAACCUUUGAUAUAUUAUGGAAAUAUACGAAUCAAUUAUAAAAAGAAAGUGUUGAGAGGUUAAGUGCUCUAAAGAAUUUCAAUUUGCUCCUGACUUAGGUCGCCAACAUAAAACCAAGUUCCUAUAUCUUUAGAUUCAACAAUAAUAAGUGAUGGGUUUGGUACAAUCUCUUAUGUGCGCUAUCGUGCUUUGCUUCGAAAGAGUGGUGUCAUGGAUGUGCUGUGCCAUGGUGCUGGUGGUGAUAUUGGUCAUGAUUGUUGUAUUGACGCUGUACGGCAUCACGCUGGGGUAUCACUACGCACAAAAGGAAAUAGCACGUUUCGCAUCCGGUGAAGAAGCAAGUGGAGGUCGGUCAGGAAGUGAGUUGUUGCGUGAGGGGGACACGCAGCAGCAGGAGGUAGUCGAGCCCCUGGUGCGUCUUGUCGCCGUCAACCGCACGCAGCAUGAGACAUCUGGCGACGUGCCGGGUUCUUUUGAGGGUAGGACAGUGUCAGCGCAGCCGUUGUACCUAGAAUCGACACCUACACCACUAGUUGUUCUAGAAAGUGAAAGGCCAAUAAAAGAGGUGGAAUUAACGCCUCAUGAGAAGGAAUUAGCAUUGAAAUUAAUUGGCAGAUUUCGACGAAUAAAGAGAAAUAACUACACAAGUUAUUCACCGCCUACGUUAAUACACGACGACUCUACAACUUCAGCAGCGUAAUAACUAGAAAGGAAAUCAUUUAAA
Papilio xuthus (Asian swallowtail) is the source of this 838-nucleotide messenger RNA. RefSeq lists its product as uncharacterized. The record is from RefSeq and is a predicted model, not a curated record. The transcript is spliced from 6 exons. Bases 266 to 814 code for a protein of 182 amino acids. NCBI's taxonomy places the organism in Eukaryota, Metazoa, Arthropoda, Insecta, Lepidoptera, Papilionidae.